AUGGGCUUGCACUGUGCUCUCUGUGUGCCUUGGCCAGUAGUCUGUGCUCGGCGUUCUAGCCGCUAGGAACCGCAAACGCAAGGCAUUUUCGGGUGCGGGCAAUGCAUCGACAUCGCCAUGAGCCGGCCAUUCUAUCAGCAGGAGCCGCUGGCGCAGAGGCCGAUCUUCUAUCAGCGGCCAGUUAAUAUUAAACGCCUCCGUCACCCGGCAGGAGGUGUCUACGGACGCAGCUACUCGCUGGAAGAGCAGGAAGACCUGCAACAGCAGCAGCAACAGCACCACCACCAAGAGAAUGUUGUCCCCGUUUAUCAAAAGUUCAUUUAUGCCAACCAGCGGCAUUCGAAUCAGCUGCCGCUGUACCAGCUAGGAGACUCCCUUAGCUCUCUGGACAGUGAUUUCGUGGACGACUACACUGGUCCCUACAUUGUCGAGCAGCCCGUGUCUCCGCCGCCCGCUCCCAAAGUUGUGCAGAAUCUGAACGCACUGGGCUGGCUCCUAGAUUUGCUGCAGCAUUGGCCAUUGCCUAGUCUAUCCUUCAACACGGCGUGCAUCUGUGCGCUCAUCAUUAUAUUUUUAGCGCCGCGGACUUGUGCACAAAGUUUAUUGUUUCCCGCUUUCAGAUUGUUCUUCGGCACCCUGUACCCGGCCUAUGCCUCAUACAAGGCAGUGCGCACCAAGAACGUGAAGGAAUAUGUAAAAUGGAUGAUGUACUGGAUUGUCUUUGCAUUUUUCACAUGCAUUGAAACAUUCACAGACAUCUUUAUAUCCUGGUUUCCAUUCUACUAUGAAGUGAAAGUGGUCCUCGUGUUCUGGCUGCUGUCGCCAGCCACAAAGGGCAGCUCCACAUUGUAUCGCAAGUUUGUGCAUCCCAUGUUGACGCGCCACGAACAGGAAAUCGACGAGUAUUUGACUCAGGCCAAGGAGCGUGGCUAUACGGCGGUGCUACAGCUGGGCUCCAAGGGAGUCAAAUAUGCCACAAAUGUCAUCAUGCAGACGGCCGUAAAGGGCGGCGGCAAUCUGGUGCAGACGAUCAAGCGGAGCUACAGCCUCAGCGAUCUGAGUGAGCCAGAUAUGCAUCGCACCCAGGAUGAGCUGGACGAGGUGAUGAGAUCGUCCAUGUCCUCGUCGGUGGUGAUGCGCACACAGCCAACUGCAACACGUCUCCUGCGGCCACGCAAUCACACGCCCGUCGGCAGAUCCGCCAGCGGCACGCGUCACUCCACCGGGAUGUACUUCACCGAGGUCGAUGUGACCGCCAAGAAUGCGGGUGACUUCAACUACAACAUACGCAGCCAGGAUGACAUUAGCUCUGGCUACUCCAGUGCCGAGCCCAUCAGUGGGCUCAGUCGCACAUCCUCCAUGACAAAUGCUUCCAAGGGACGUGUCAAGUCCAAGCGCAAUGAGCAGUUGCUGGAGGAGAUGAGGGACGAGGUUUAUUUGGAGAAUCAGCUUUACUUUCAAGGUGUGCGCCAGCAAGAGCCAGAAGAACUGCAGGGCUUGGACCACAUGGAGAGGAUUACACAUCAUGAAUUGGAUGAGGAGCAAGAGGAUGUAGAUGUAGAUCCAGAUGAGGUUGAGGAUGACUUCUAUGAAGCCUUGCCAUUGCUGGGUGCAGAUGAAGCAGAGAAAGCUUCAGAACUGGAACUUCUGUCAUGCGAAGAACCAAAGAAAGAAGAACCAUUUGAAGAAACAACCCAUGAUGCCAUUAAGGAAGAGCCAACAGAGCAUUUGUUUCCCACUGAAACCACGACAAAAACAUUGCAAACAGAUGCCUCUACCGAGAGCAAACUGACAAAUGAACUACCAUCCGUCAUAGAUCCUUUUCUGCUGGUGAUACGCUCCUCAGUCACAGAGACAGACUCAAUUGUAGAUCCAGAACCAUCCGAUCGAUCUAGACCAGUGUCGCCACGGGAACUACGCGACACCUUGGAGGAGAUCAAGCACAGCUUUCGGGCCCAACUGGAGUCAGAGCUGCAGCUGUCACCCUCUCCCUCCCCGUCGCUGCGUCCAAGGGCUGUGCAUGGCAAGGGCCGAGCUCCGCCGCCUCCGCUGCCACCCAAGCGCCACUCGCUGAGUCCGCAGCCAGAUGCCAUUAGCCAGACAUCGACGGGCAGUGUGGAGCAGCGCAAGUCAGGACAAAUCCAUGUCUGCUAGCUGCACCACCUUGCCCAGGACCAGCAGCCGCAGGACUGAUAAAUCUCAGAUGGUAACGGGAACAUCAUCUUCUAGCCAGGCCAAGACGCGAAACAAGUCGGAGAAGUAGAUGGACAGACGAAGGGAAGAUCCGUGUACUUUGUGUGUAUUCAUCUGCUGCUCAAUAUGGCUGUUGGAUGCUUAUGAUUGAUGAUUGUCAGAUGGUGUGCAAGCGCACAGAACCUCAAGUUUUAGUUUAAAUUGUAACUGAUUACGAUGAUAUAUAGCUCUAUAUAUACAUACAUACAUAUGCAUUGUUUGUACUUUGUUUGUGAUUCUAUUCGAGUUCCAGGUGCGCUCUAGUUGAUAUUCAAUGUUCAUUUCACGACUCGUUUAGCGUCAAUUGUGUGUGUCCUAGCAGCCCGCCCCCAACCCUAUCCAAUGAACUAACCAAAAUAAACCGAUAGCAGAAUCGGAAACCUAUCAAAUUGUAGCAUAAAUUCCUAAUAAUGUAAUUGAUUGAGCAUUAAAUAAAUUAAAA
Messenger RNA from Drosophila subobscura, 2674 nucleotides. It is a transcript of the gene ReepA, whose product is annotated as receptor expression-enhancing protein 1. Gene Ontology annotation, molecular function: microtubule binding. Gene Ontology annotation, biological process: endoplasmic reticulum tubular network organization. NCBI's taxonomy places the organism in Eukaryota, Metazoa, Arthropoda, Insecta, Diptera, Drosophilidae. Bases 118 to 2154 code for a protein of 678 amino acids. The transcript has 7 exons. The record is from RefSeq and is a predicted model, not a curated record. Gene Ontology annotation, cellular component: endoplasmic reticulum membrane; cytoplasmic microtubule; endoplasmic reticulum tubular network.